Molecule: messenger RNA, 650 nt
Organism: Solanum lycopersicum (tomato)
Lineage: Eukaryota; Viridiplantae; Streptophyta; Magnoliopsida; Solanales; Solanaceae
Product: protein yippee-like
Source: RefSeq, a predicted model, not a curated record
UAAGACUAUUCCUCCUUCGGCUUCCUACCAAACGAGGCCUAUUCUUUUAUCAUUUUGAUCUUUUCCAUUUUGAGUCCUUUUCCUUUCUUGACGUUACUUACUAAUAUCUUCCAGCCGAAUCAUAAACUAUUAGCCCUUUUUGGAUAACUCCUUUUCCAUUUUCGUUCUUCAAUUUUCUUGUGAUCUCAAAAAUCUUUGAUGGGGAGAUUAUUUGUGUUGACUCUUGAAGGCAACAUCUACAGCUGUAAGCACUGUGGAAUUCAUCUUGCCCAUUCUGAAAACAUUGUUUCCAAGUCUUUCCAGUGCAGUCAUGGGAAGGCUUAUCUCUUCAGGAAGGAGACCGCCCAUGAGAUGAGCCAAAAGUACAAAGAAGGAAAAUCAGUUCUUGAGCGGUUUAAGAUUUGUGGCCCUGAUGUAAGCCAUUACUCGGCUAGUCAUGAUAUUCAUGUUGCAGGAAGUGAUGUUGAUGAUGUUUGAUCACCAUCAAGAACAAAAUAUCUAUCCCAAAAUGUACAUUCUUUAACUCACCACCCCAUUAGUUUUUAAUGGACCAUUGGAUUAUUGAAUAGCUUAAGCUACUAAAACUUCUUUAAGCUUGUCCUCUAUUGUGUAUGAUAACAUGGAAGCCUCCAUGUGUUGUUUCAAACUAA